Molecule: messenger RNA, 561 nt
Organism: Trichoderma breve
Lineage: Eukaryota; Fungi; Ascomycota; Sordariomycetes; Hypocreales; Hypocreaceae
Exons: 1
Coding region: 1-561 (186 amino acids)
Source: RefSeq, a predicted model, not a curated record
AUGUUCGGCCGUCGGCGAAGACCAGUUCUCGGAGCCGCCGUACUCGUCGGCGCAUCCAGAAUGGCUGCUAGACGUGAAGUACAGAGGCAGGCCAUGAUGGAUUCUCAGCGUGAGAUGGAUAUACAGCGUGAAGUUGAUAUGAGGAGGCUCCAAGAGGCGGAGAUGGAACAACGAACACAGCGCGCUGUCGACGAAGCGAUGAAAAAGGCGGCUGCGGAAAACGCAGUUCCUCAACAGGGCGCCGCUGUGGUGGUAUCGCCGCCUCCCCAGCAAAUCUACCAUACCCCAUCACCAAUGCCAAUGCAAAUGCAAUCGCCGCCCGGACAGCCCUACACACUGGCACCAAACAUGAUGCCUGGCGUUCCGCCCGAACAGAUGGCUCGCAUCCCGUCUCCGCAGCCACCAGCAUACUCCUCAGAGUAUCUACCACAAGAUCGGCCGAAGAGUGCGCAGGGCAUCGGCUCUGCAGAGUCAAAUGUUCGAUAUUGUACAGAAUGUGGCUUCGGUUGCCAAAUUGGAGAUAAAUUCUGUAGUCGAUGCGGCGCAAAGCAGGCCUGUUAG